CCGCCACACAGGUGCCAACGUACGGUAGCCAGACCCAGAAAAUCAUGAAGACUUCCACGCGAUCCCUCCGUGMGGUAGUGGGGGUCGUCCUCCUUUUCGUUGCCGUGCACGUCCGGGCGUUCUCCGGAACCCCCUGCGGUCCGACGGCACGAACGCCGCCCGGGAGAUCGAUCGCUCUGCAGGCCCUUGGCCCAGAAGGUCUUUCCGGCGGCAAAGAGAGCAGCGGCAUYCGGCGAGCGAACGACGGAAUCGAGACUCCCGUCGGCCGGAGGGCAGCGAUGCAGCGCACGAUUGCGAUCUCCGCGGCGGUGGCAAUCCCCGGCGCGGUUCGGCCCCCCGCUUUCGCCGGGGAAACGCCGCUGCCGCCAAACCCCGGUCCGGAGCGUUCGGUCGAACUCGAUUGCCUGAGAGACCUCCCCCCGGUGACGGAGGGCUGCGUCCGCAUCUAUCUCUGCCGGCACGGCCAAACGGAGAACAACCGGCUGCGGAUCGUGCAGGGGGCGCGGGUGGACCCGCCCGUCAACGCCAACGGGGAAAACCAGGCGAAAAASCUCGGGCUCGCGCUGGCGCGUGCCGACCCGAAACCCGAGCUCUUUUUCUCCUCCUCCCUGCUCCGCGCAAGGAUGACGGCCGAGAUCGCCGCGAACGCCGACCGCUCGCAGGCCGACCGGCUCUUGCCGCGGCAGCUGUCCGUCCUGUCGGAGGUCGAUUUCGGAGCCGUCGCGGACGGCCAGCCCAUCAGCGUGGUACAAGAGAAAAUGACCAAGACCUACACCAGGUGGUCCAUGGGGGAUGUCGACUACAGGCCCGAGGGAAAUGGUGACAGCGGAAGAGAGGCAAGUCCCGAACGAUUCGACCUGGAUUCAUUGGACGUGCAUCGAUGCUCUAGCAUUUCUUUGUGUUGUUUCUAACAAGAUUUUGAAUCCUAUGUCCCAAUGCCCAUCCAGGUUCUUUUCCGUGCCGUCAGCGCUAUCGAGACGCUCGUGACCGAAGCGAAGGCUGCCGGUGUUCCAUGUGUCGCCGCAGUUACCCAUUCUGCGUAUCUCCGUGUUCUGGUUGGCAUGGUCUUGAACGAGCCACUCCUCCAAUCCUCGGUCMGAAAGAUUCGGAACGGAAGCGUCACGGUCAUCGACGUACCCGAAGAUCUUCCCUCGRAGAUGAUCGGCGCAAAGCCAAAGCUACUAGGGGGAUGGUUGUCGCAAAAACCAAGAGAUUUUACCCUCUCCAUUCCAACUUGCAAGACGAUACGCAUCAACGAAACUCGGCAUUUGCCUCUCGAUKUGAUAUAAGCAGCUCGUYUUCAAAUUAUUGAAAAGCAAGAAAUUUCAUGUUGGCCA
Molecule: messenger RNA, 1337 nt
Organism: Pseudo-nitzschia multistriata
Lineage: Eukaryota; Bacillariophyta; Bacillariophyceae; Bacillariales; Bacillariaceae
Source: the annotation of a GenBank genome assembly